Panonychus citri (citrus red mite) is the source of this 3371-nucleotide messenger RNA. RefSeq names its product serine/threonine-protein kinase PLK1-like (gene polo). The transcript is spliced from 2 exons. Lineage: Eukaryota; Metazoa; Arthropoda; Arachnida; Trombidiformes; Tetranychidae. Gene Ontology annotation, biological process: protein phosphorylation; regulation of cytokinesis; mitotic cell cycle. The record is from RefSeq and is a predicted model, not a curated record. The coding region runs from base 193 to 2154 and encodes 653 amino acids. Gene Ontology annotation, cellular component: spindle pole; centrosome; nucleus. Gene Ontology annotation, molecular function: protein serine/threonine kinase activity; ATP binding; protein binding.
UAGAAACAGUAAAGAAAAACUUUCCGUUAAAUUAGCCAAACAUUUAAUCUGAAAAUUAAUCUAGAAACCAUCGUUUCUAGUUUUUCUUUGUUUUUGUGUGUUUGAUUGUUUAUUUAUUUUUGUGAAAAGUGAAAAGUGAAAAGUGAAGGAUUCAACAGUUGAAAAAGACAAGACAGAGAAUAAGAAGAAAAGAUGACCACUAAACGAAAUGAAGUUCGGUAUGACCUUCCUGACACUGUUAUUGAUCCGUUGAGUAAGAAACGUUACCGUAAAGGUAAAUUCUUGGGUCGUGGUGGUUUUGCUCGGUGUUACGAGUUAACCGAAAUACCUGCUGAGAUAAUUUAUGCCGGUAAAGUGAUAGCCAAAUCACAGAUUAAAUCUUCCGAUCAGAAGCAAAAAAUGAGCCAAGAAAUUAUGAUCCAUCGAGGUAUAAGUCAUAAACACAUUGUCGCUUUUCAUACCUACUUUGAAGAUUCCAAUUAUAUCUAUAUUAUACUUGAAUUGUGUAAUAAAAGGUCACUUAUGGAGAUGCAUAAAAGAAGAAAAGUUUUCACAGAACCAGAGGUUCGUUAUAUUGUUAGACAAAUUGCUCUCGCUUGUCAAUACCUACAUUCAAAUAAGAUUGUCCAUCGUGAUCUUAAAUUGGGUAACCUGUUUCUCAAUGAAGAUAUGGAUGUUAAAGUUGGUGAUUUUGGACUGGCAACCAAAAUUUCAAACGAAAAGGAUAGAAAGUUAACCCUAUGUGGAACACCAAAUUACAUUGCCCCUGAAGUUUUAAUGAAAAAAGGCCAUGGAUUUGAAGUUGAUGUCUGGUCACUUGGGUGUAUUGUUUAUACGCUGUUUGUUGGUAAACCUCCGUUUGAGACAAACGAUCUCAAAGACACUUACAAAAAGAUUAAGAACAACGAUUACGAGAUACCUAGUUACGUUCCACCGGAUGCCCGUGCAUUCAUCCGUCAAAUGCUUAAAGCAGAUCCAACCGAACGUCCAUCUAUGAGUGAUAUUUUAACUGAUCCCUAUUUGAUGAAAAAUUACAUCCCCUCCAAAUUGCCACAUUCAUGUCUAACUACUGCCCCUCGGUACAACAAUGGACGUCUUUCCAUCAUGCCAACAGAGUUUUAUGGUUCACCUAGAAGACCAUUGGGUGAGAAAAAUUCUGACCUACCAGUAGUCACUGCCAAAAUUGCCAACGAUAAUGCUGCUGCCAAAAACAAUGGCGUUCAACAGCCCACUUCAGCUACCAACAAAGCAACAACAACAACAACAACAACAACAACUGCCACCACAACUACCACCGCCAAUAAUAAUAAUAAUAAUAACGGUGCUGGUCAAAACAAUCAACAAACUGGACUUAAUAAUAAUAAUCUUAACACAAAUUACAAUAAUAAUUAUAACGAAAAUCAAGCUGUUCAAAUUCCCAAACCAAUGGGUAACACUGGAUUCUCAAAGGAUUUCAAUUUGAAGGAUUUAAGUGAUCAAUUGCAUAAAGUUGUUGCCAUUCGUGCUAAUGAAAAAGAUGAUGGAUUAGCCGAUGAAGCUGAAGAUCCAGCUUCAACUCCCGUUGUUUGGAUUAGUAAAUGGGUUGAUUAUACCGAUAGAUAUGGUAUUGGUUAUCAAUUGUGUGACAAUUCAGUUGGAAUUUUGUUCAAUGAUAUUACCCGAUUGGUACUUUUAGCCGAUGGUAUGAAUUUACAAUACAUUGAAAGAGAUGGAUCCGAAUCCUAUCAUACCCUUGAAUCUUAUCCAGAACAAUUGUUAAAGAAGAAAAUAACUCUUCUCAAAUACUUCCGUAAUUAUAUGCAAGAGCAUUUGCUCAAAUGUGGAGAGAAAAAAAUUGAUCUUGAAGAGAAAGAUGAAUUAACUCGAUUACCUUACCUGAACAAUUGGUUCCGAACAAGGAACGCAAUUAUCUUCCAUCUAACAAACGGAACAGUCCAAAUGAAUUUCUUCCAAGAUCAUACAAAAUUAAUUCUAUGCCCUCACAUGGGAGCUGUUACGUAUGUCGACGAGAAGAGAGAAUUUAGAACUUUCAAAUUCUCUUUGAUCGAAAAGUAUGGAUGCACCAAGGAGCUUUACCAGCGACUUAAAUACGCCCGAGAAAUUGUGGAUCGUUUAAUGACCCAUCGACUGCAGGCCGGUGUUAAAAGUAAAUAAUAUCCGCCACAAACAAAACCACAGCGGAAUCAACAAAUUAAAUCAACAAUCAACUUGAACACACACAAAUGAAAAGCUACCAAGUUACCAAGAAUUCCGGUGACAAAACUAAAUGGAAACCCAUAUAUAUAUAAAUAUAUUUACCACCUUCUCUUUUUCCCCGCUCUCACCAAUCUCUUAACCCUUUCUCUCCACCAUCUCUCACCCUCCAUUUCAUCCAACCUUUGUCCACCCACAUAAACACCACACACACACACUCUCUCUCUCUCUCUCUCUCUCUCACUCUUGCACUCUUCCUCUUCACUCUGUCUUAAACUAGCCUCCACAUUCGGGGUCACACCAAUUGAAUUUAUAAAUUACAUUCAUAUAUAAAUUCCUUUUAACGUAAUCUUCUGAUUAAUUAAGAAAGAAAGAGAGCAACUUGAUGAUAGUGAUGAUCCCUUGAUUUAUCUCCCUUAACCUCUUAACCUUUAUUUAGGGCUGACUUGCGAAAUUAAUAAAUUGUUCAUCUAACAAAAGUUGAAAAGUAAAACAUAAACACAAAUAUACAUAAUCAAAGACUAGAUGGUUAACCAUUGUUGAUGAAAAUGUCAUACAAUCAACAAAUUAACCAGCGAACAAAAAAGUUUAAAAAGAAAUUAAGUUACAACCAAUAUAUUUAUUCCAAUACGAUUAUCUUGCAACAAUUAUCUUAAUUAAUUUCCAAUUGUGACCCCGAGUGUAAAUUAUUUUUACCUUUUCCCUUCUUAAUUAUAUUUUUUUUUCUUCCUCCAAGAAAUCAAACAACAAAUCAAUGGUUCUCAUCUUAUCAAAUUUAACAAAAUUAUGUAAAUCCAAGAGAGAUGAUAUUUUUUUUCUCAUAACAAUUAGUUAAUUGCCAUUUAUAUCUCCAACAAUCAACGUAUCUCCCUUACUGUUUUUAUCUCUCUCCAUAUGAUAAUCAGUUGAUCAUCUAUUCAAUUUUAUACUCAUUUCUUAAUUACUUUUUUUUUAUCUCUUAAUACAUUUCAAUUGCUCACUUAAGGAAAUUUCAACAAUUAUUUCAUUAUUAACACUAUUAAAAUCUAACGGUUUUAAUUGUAACAGUAACAUCGGUGAAACAAUUAAUCAUUUGUAAAGAUUAAAAUAGUGAAGAAAUCAAAUCAAGGGUUUCCUUAAGUGAAUAUUUGAAUGUAUCUUUGAAAAAAGAUUAAAUUAAAAUCCUUCCAAUUGAUUGA